Messenger RNA from Sinocyclocheilus anshuiensis, 1442 nucleotides. RefSeq names its product guanine nucleotide binding protein (G protein), beta polypeptide 1-like (gene gnb1l). Gene Ontology annotation, molecular function: protein binding. The record is from RefSeq and is a predicted model, not a curated record. NCBI's taxonomy places the organism in Eukaryota, Metazoa, Chordata, Actinopteri, Cypriniformes, Cyprinidae. The coding region runs from base 116 to 1096 and encodes 326 amino acids. The transcript is spliced from 8 exons.
UAUCAGUUUCCCCGUCGCACGUUCUGAUUUCAUCCGUCGCACGCGGGAUUCCGCAUUUCAUACUUCAUACAGGAUACAGAUCAUUGUUGAUGUUAACUGAGCAGUUGCUACAGUGAUGUCCCGUCCUCCUCCAGAACCACUGUACAUCCUGAGGGGUUCAGGGGCCACAGUGAACAGCCUGCACUUCUGCUGUGGUGGGGAUGGACCACCAUUUCUCUACUCUGGGUCAGGUAAAGGUGCAAUCCAUAUGUGGAACCUGACCACCAGGAGAGCAGAGCGCAUUCUAGAGAGCCAUGCUGGGAACUCUGUUAUCUGGCUCCACACUUUCAAAGACAGCAGAAGCAGAUUUGUCAGUCAGGGCCGGGACUUGCGGGUGUGUGUGUGGGAUCUGUCUGAAGACCGCAGGACAGUGACGGACUCUCUCCUCACGGGCAGUGUGGGGUUCUGUCAGUGCUCUCUGCUGGAGACCCGACCUGGAGCCGCUCUACUGGCCCACCCCACAGAAAACAUGGAGGAGGUGAGUGUGGUGGAGGUGAAGAGCUGGACUCCAGUUUGCACUCUGAAACCAGAUUCAAAGCUGGGGAUGCUCAUGUGUAUGAAGAUGUGGCAGGCGGAUUCUGGUCCAGUUCUGUGUGCCGGUUAUGAGGACGGCUCUCUGGUGUUAUGGGAUGUUUCCCAUCGCCGUCCGUUCAGCUGUCUGAAGGCACAUCCUGAGCCAGUCAUGUGUCUAGACAUUGAUGUAUGCAAGCAGAAAGGCAUCUCGGGGUCUUCAGAGAAGAUCCUCCAAUCCUGGACCCUUGACAACCAGCAAAACCUUCAGAUGCACGACUCUGUUCAGAUGACCAAUCCUGGGGUCUCCCAGCUGCGUAUCCGUGUCGAUGGAAAGGUCCUCGCUACGGCGGGAUGGGACAACAACAUCAGAGUGUUGGGCUGGAAGAAACUGAAGCCAUUGGCUGUUCUGCAACAUCAUACUGACAUGGUAUUUCCUCUGGGAUCAAACAGUGUUUUCAUGCUGAACUUCUCACGCAUCAUGUUUGACUUCAAAGACGGACACAAAUUUCGGUGCAUUCACCGCAUAAAUAAUGGACAUUUUUAGAAGCGGUCAUUGUUGGAAACAGCCGUCAGUCAUCAUUCAUGGAUGCAGGUACACAGGCUGUGCGACCGCGGGCCCCAGUCGGCCUCUCUCAUCAUGGCGAAGCGCUACCAGAGAAAACACAGAUGGGUAGACCCCUGACGGAAGAGCCAUGGGUCCGGGUGUCCCGGCCUUCCUGAUGGGCCAAACUCAUUACCUCUAGCCGGGAACAGGCUCACGCGAAGGGAGGCCCAAUCCUCCAAACGGGCUCUUCCGGCCCCAAAUGUGUACUAAAGCAGGGAAAUAACAUGUGCGCUUCACUUGACAAUGGACGGAUUGUUAAAAGAUUUAAUUAUAAGGAUGAAUAUAC